CACGUGAGGCAUCUUCAGCACCGCCAACACACAUCCUUUCAACUUCUGAGCCCGAGCAAGGAAACGAGCCUCUCAACUGGGAAUUGCAGGAUUGCAAACAGCUGCAUUCCACCUCAAUUUUAGCAUCACAGAACAGCAAGCCUUUGUCUGCCAACCCGUUUUCGUUUCAGCCGGCAGAACAUCACUCAGAAUGCCUACUUCGUUGGACUCUUCUCGCCCCAUCAUGGCUCCCUCGGCCCGCACCUCCGUCCGCUACAGCCAGUACAGCAUGCAAGCACCGUCGGUCGCGACGACGGACAGCGCACACGCCGAAAUCCGCAACAUCGAGACGGGACUUGAGCGCAUGGAGAACAAGGCGUUGACCAAGCAGCGCGUCGAGCUGUCGGAAACCAAGUCGGCUCACAUGAGCAAGCUUGCCCUCGGAGCUAAGCUCGAGCGCGCCCUUGAUCGCCGUAUGACAAGCCAGGACGCCGUCAUGAGGCCGAGGAAGGACAGUGUGCUGAAUGAGAAGACCGGCAUCCAGACAUGAUGCAUCAAGACCUGAAGCACCCGGCCAAGCAUAAUCUGAAAACGAGUGUUGCACACAAACGGCGAUCGUGAGGGCAUCGGCAGACAGGCGCUCACCCCAGUGGCCAGGAG
Molecule: messenger RNA, 639 nt
Organism: Truncatella angustata
Lineage: Eukaryota; Fungi; Ascomycota; Sordariomycetes; Amphisphaeriales; Sporocadaceae
Exons: 2
Coding region: 191-529 (112 amino acids)
Source: RefSeq, a predicted model, not a curated record